AUGAAGUACAUUCUAGUCACUGGUGGUGUUAUAUCAGGAAUUGGAAAAGGAAUCAUCGCCAGCAGUGUGGGUACAAUACUGAAGUCAUGUGGGUUACAUGUAACUUCAAUUAAAAUUGACCCAUACAUUAAUAUUGAUGCAGGAACAUUCUCUCCUUAUGAGCAUGGUGAAGUUUUUGUGCUGGAUGACGGUGGAGAAGUAGACCUUGACCUGGGUAACUAUGAGCGGUUCCUUGACAUUCGCCUCACCAAAGACAAUAAUCUGACCACUGGAAAGAUAUACCAGUAUGUCAUUAACAAGGAACGUAAAGGAGAUUACUUGGGAAAAACCGUCCAAGUUGUCCCUCACAUCACAGAUGCAAUCCAGGAGUGGGUAAUGAGGCAGGCGUUAAUUCCUGUAGAUGAAGAUGGCCUGGAACCUCAAGUGUGUGUUAUUGAGCUUGGUGGAACGGUGGGAGAUAUAGAAAGCAUGCCCUUUAUCGAGGCUUUCCGCCAGUUCCAGUUCAAAGUCAAAAGAGAGAACUUUUGUAAUAUUCAUGUCAGUCUAGUCCCUCAGCCAAGUUCAACAGGGGAACAGAAGACUAAACCAACCCAGAAUAGUGUUCGGGAACUUAGAGGGCUCGGGCUUUCCCCGGAUCUGGUUGUGUGCAGGUGCUCAAAUCCUUUGGACACAUCAGUGAAAGAGAAAAUAUCAAUGUUUUGCCACGUUGAACCAGAACAAGUGAUCUGUGUCCAUGAUGUUUCAUCCAUCUACCGAGUCCCCCUGUUGUUAGAGGAGCAAGGGGUUGUAGAUUAUUUUCUUCGAAGACUUGACCUUCCUAUUGAGAGGCAGCCACGAAAAAUGUUGAUGAAGUGGAAAGAGAUGGCUGACAGAUAUGAUCGCUUGCUGGAAACCUGUUCUAUUGCCCUCGUGGGCAAAUACACCAAGUUCUCAGACUCAUAUGCCUCUGUCAUUAAAGCUCUGGAGCAUUCUGCACUGGCCAUCAACCACAAAUUGGAAAUCAAGUACAUAGAUUCUACAGACUUGGAGUCGAGCACCUUACAAGAAGAGCCUGUACGGUACCAUGAAGCUUGGCAGAAACUCUGCAGUGCUCAUGGAGUGCUGGUUCCAGGAGGGUUUGGUGUUCGAGGAACAGAAGGAAAGAUCCAAGCAAUUGCCUGGGCUCGGAAUCAGAGAAAGCCUUUUUUGGGUGUGUGCUUAGGAAUGCAGUUGGCAGUGGUUGAAUUUUCAAGAAAUGUCCUGGGAUGGCAAGAUGCCAAUUCUACAGAAUUUGACCCUCAGACAAGUCAUCCCGUGGUCAUAGACAUGCCAGAACACAAUCCUGGACAGAUGGGCGGAACCAUGAGGCUGGGCAAGAGGAGGACCCUGUUCCAGACCAAGAACUCGGUCAUGAGAAAACUCUACGGAGAUCCAGACUACUUGGAAGAGAGGCACCGCCACAGAUUUGAGGUGAAUCCAGUCUGGAAAAAGUGUUUGGAGGAUCAAGGCUUGAAGUUUGUUGGCCAAGAUGUUGAAGGAGAAAGAAUGGAAAUCGUGGAGUUGGAAGAUCAUCCUUUUUUUGUUGGGGUUCAGUAUCACCCCGAGUUCCUGUCCAGGCCCAUCAAGCCUUCCCCGCCCUACUUUGGCCUCCUCCUAGCCUCUGUGGGGAGGCUCCCGCAUUACCUCCAGAAGGGCUGCAGGCUCUCGCCCAGGGACACCUACAGUGACAGAAGUGGAAGCAGCUCCCCCGACUCUGAAAUCACUGAACUGAAGUUUCCGUCGAUAAAUCACGACUGAUUCUGGGAUGAUUCUUCAAGAGAGCCUUCGAACUCAUAGAGUUUACAGCUUUGAUUUUACACUCAGCUUUUGACACUUUCUUUAAAUUAUGUUUUUAUGGAAAUUAUUUUAUUAUGGGGGAAAGGUAUUUAGAAAACUUUGUUACUUGCAUGUCCCAUCGUGUAUACUGACUCUUCACACGGGGUACUGCCUGUCGUUUGACACUCUCCUUUGUGGUUCUUGAGUUUCUAAGAAGAGAUGGUCUGGGAGCUGAUGACGGAUGGGGCUGGUCGGGUGCCCCAGCGUCACCGUGUUUCUCCAACUACCUCGUGUCAUUAUGGAUUUGAGCGAUCACCUGUUGCUUCUCCCUUAUGAAGAGUGUGCCACGCGGACUUAGUAAACAUGGGAAGAUGUUUUUAGCUAGUAUUUAUAACACUUUGGUGCUGGUAACUUGAAGGCAUUGCUUGCCACCAAGAGCAGUGAAACCAGGGUCAAAAUCGUGACGCUGCCCUGAGCUGUGGGGACUUUCAGUGCCAACCAUGGCUGCUCCUUAUCCUGAGGGACAGGUGACUUGAUGUCACAUGAAACGGCAAGAAGCCUGUGCCUCUCUGAAGUGUGACUUUAAAAUCCCCCGGCCUCUGGCUGCGCUUCCUCCCCCUGGAGCUGGGAAAUACUCCUUGCAUCAAGGGGUUGCUUUAAACAAGAACAAAGAAUUUUUGUGGGAAACUGCCUCUUAACCCUCUCAUAUAUAGACAGCUUUGGUUCAAGGGGAUUUAUUCCUUCCAGAAUGGUGUUACUGCAGUUGAAAUGCAGCACGUUGGAAAGCUAUUUUCUUAACCUGAUGUAACAACAGGCACAGCUGUGGCCUCUUACAUGCUGGCUGGACUUGAUGUAGACUCUUAACUUAACAAAUAAAUGAUGCAGAAUGA
Messenger RNA from Choloepus didactylus (southern two-toed sloth), 2684 nucleotides. It is a transcript of the gene CTPS1, whose product is annotated as CTP synthase 1. Gene Ontology annotation, molecular function: CTP synthase activity; identical protein binding. NCBI's taxonomy places the organism in Eukaryota, Metazoa, Chordata, Mammalia, Pilosa, Megalonychidae. Gene Ontology annotation, cellular component: cytoplasm; cytoophidium. The coding region runs from base 1 to 1776 and encodes 591 amino acids. The record is from RefSeq and is a predicted model, not a curated record. Gene Ontology annotation, biological process: CTP biosynthetic process; pyrimidine nucleobase biosynthetic process. The transcript is spliced from 18 exons.